Daphnia pulex (common water flea) is the source of this 5996-nucleotide messenger RNA. RefSeq names its product mucin-5AC-like. The transcript is spliced from 4 exons. The coding region runs from base 787 to 5121 and encodes 1444 amino acids. NCBI's taxonomy places the organism in Eukaryota, Metazoa, Arthropoda, Branchiopoda, Diplostraca, Daphniidae. Gene Ontology annotation, molecular function: DNA binding. The record is from RefSeq and is a predicted model, not a curated record.
CCCGUUACGUCGCGCUGGCGUCUCGGCGUUUUUCCGCCGCCAGCCAUGUACAACAUAAGGGGCCAGAUGAAACGAGUAACGUUGUUGUUGGUGUCAGCCAGACGAUACUUUCCACUCUGCCUGACCGCUUGACGUCAGAACUUGGCCCCGCCGACGUGAAUUGCGCCCCUGUUUCUUUUUUCCCCCUCAAAAGUUGUUUUUUUUCCACCGUUGGACGACGAAUCGUUGAUUCGUCUGUUUUCAAUCGAGUGCCAGAAGAGUGUAAGAAUAGAUACCAACCGUUCGUCGAGUGAUUAAGUGGGACGCGAGCCACGACGACGUUUUCUCUCGAAAAGAAAAAAAAAAAAGACGUUCCCGAGGCCACACAGACGUGUGUGUGUUGCAGAGAAUCGUGAAGUACGGCGGGACUGCCUCAGGUAUUUUCGGGUCCCGCGCGUACUAUAGUGAGUGUUAACCUUGGAGUACCCAUUACGCCCGUCAGAGCCAGAGGGCGUGAGUUUUUGAGAGUGUCUCUCUCUUUUUUCUGUGCCUACUACAUUGAGUGGCUGUUGUGUGAGUUGUUUUGUGUCUCUUUCACCUUGAAAGCGUGAAAAGGAGAACAGAAUUUACCUUGGGAUCGCAGCAGCCUUCAGAAGUUUGAGAGAAGUUUAGUGAUCUGUGUGCACCACCACAACAUCCCUGGGAAAAGGUCCUGGAUGGAGACCGAAACUCUGGCACCACUUUUCUGGCGGAGAUGAGUGAGGGAGCCAGCAACAAUCUGGGUGGUUGUGAUCAAGUUGUGGAGGGAUGGCGGGCCCCAGCCCUGGCUCGCUAGUCAGCUCUGGCCAGAAUGGCUCGCUGCACAAUGUCCUCUUCUACCUGCCUCAAAACGGCAAUGGCAAUCAAUUUGCCAAUGAGGCCUGUCACAACCAGCACGGUGGCACCCUCAACCACCUCUCCUACAUGCAGACAUCUCACAACAGGUACAGGCCUGAUCCCGGUCUGAACAAGGUGCACUGCUUUCCGUCAGACAAUCCCUACUCCUGUGAUAGGGACACAAAUGGUUCCUACUGGUCGUACCAGCAGCAGCAGUGGAAUCAGUGGAACCAGAAUGACUACAAUCAUUCGGAAAGUUUGGGUUUCAAAUCCUGCUGGAUGCAGCAGCAGCAACAACAACAACAGCAACAGCAGCAGCCCGUGCAGCAGAGGCAAACAAUGCAAAAUAACAAUCCCAGCUGCAUGGCUUUCAAUCCUCAGUACAACCACAUGCAUCAACAACAACAACUGCAGCAGCAACAACAGCAGCAGCAGAUGCAGCCACAACAAAUGCAGCAGCAACAUUUGCUGCAGCAGACGGCGUACCGGAAUAACGUCGUGGCGACUGUCACCGUCCAGUCAAGUGCUGGUUCAUCACAAUCGUCACUUUCCCGGACGCCGUCACGUUGUGAUUCGGUCCGGUCAGAGUCGACAUGUGAGUCUCAUUGUAGCAGCAGUUUGAGUGGUGGAAGUAGCGCCGGAAUCGACGACAUGACUGGCCAACAGCAGUACGGAAUGUAUCAGAACUUUUCGUCUCCGGUCGAGCCACAACAACAGCUCCAGCAGCAGCAGCAGCAAUUGUAUUCGCAACCACAUCUCCAUCAGCACCAGGAACACGUCCAACAGCAGUUGCAGCAGCAGCAACAACAACAACAGUGUUUCUGGCCGUCUAGUCAUUACGAUGUGCAACAACAAGAGCAACAGCAAAUGGAUUACUUUCGUCAACAACAGCAAAUGCAACAACAACAACAGCAGCAGCAGCAUUACUAUCGCCAGCACCAAGUGAUUCAACAGCAACAACAAUUGCAACAACAGCAGCAAGUGAAUUGUUAUUGGCCUCGUGAAUCAUCGCCAGCCAUUCAUCAACAGCAGCAACAACAACACAGACAGUUCACCUGUGUCAAUCCGGUGGCGGAUCACCACCCGAUUGUCAUCGAAACCCCUGCAUGUUCCUCGAGUCCGAUCGUGGCGGACACAACAACAUCCAUGAUAUCAUCCUCUCCGCUUCCAGUGACGUCAUCAUCCUCAUCACCACCUGUGACGUCCAAUUAUAAUCAUCCGACUACUCCGGAUGAAUCGAUGGAAUGUUCAACUCCUCUGGCCGACGCUCCCGUCGCCAACGACGAUCCACCUGCUACGACAACAGCCGAAACAACAACGUCAACCGAGGCGGACGAGAGUAUGGAAUCAUCUUCUUCCGAGAUUCCCACGCCAACAACAACAGCAGCAGCACAACCAACAGCAGCAGCUGAUGAUGAUGCCAAUUCAAAUGCUAAUGUGAAUUCAUCAUCGAUAACCAUAGUGAACAUUACAACAACGACCAGCGUACCCACCGGUUGGACCCGUGAAAUAUCCGCCGGAAAUGUAAUCUACAUCAGUCCGAGUGGCUGCCGAUUGUCGUCGCUGGAGGACGCGGCCAACUACGUCCAGCGCGACGGAACCUGCAAGUGCGGACUGCCUUGUCCGCUCCGACUUCAGCACGUCUUUAAUUUCGAUCCGUCGGUGGCGUGCAAAGCCGAGACGUCACUGGACGCCCAGUCAUCGACCUGCUGCCACAAACAGUCGCGAGAUGUCAGCACGGACAAGGCGGCCCAGGCGACCACAGCGGCGGCAGCGGCGACGGUGACGACGGACAAGGCGGCGAAAUCAUCGGCCGUCAAACGAAAAAAGAGCGGAAAUGCAAUGAAUAACAAGUCGGGCAAGACCACCAAGACUCUUCCGGUUAUCCAGCCACAACAACAACAACAGCCACCCGCUCAGCAGUCUCAACAACAACAACAACCUUUGCUCUUUCGACGUUCUCCGUGUCCCAAUGUGGACGUCAGGCAAAUUCCGUUGGAGCAGAAUCGGCCGCCGGCCGGCAGCCUCUUGCCGCAGGCUCGUUCCACUCAGCCGUCAACAACAACUGGGAACGGACCGACGUUUUUCGAUGAUCCCAACGCCUAUUUGGCCCAGCAAACGGUCCUGUUGCAAAGUAGUUUGCAGAAUGGCGGAAACAAUUCGGUCCCUACGCCGCCACCUCCGUCGGAACCGCUUCCGGCCGCACCUGCACCACCGCCAGCUUCAACGACGACGACGACAGAAACGGCCGAAGCGGAGCAGACGCAAGAAGAAUUGCUGGGCGAUUUACUCGACUGCAUCCCCGACUCGAUGGAGGAAGUUCUCGACAGACAAAAGGACGUGGCGGCCGCUGCGGAAGCUGCCGCUCAAGCCGAAAAGGCGGCCAAUCUCAUCAAACAAGCGGCUGCCGCUGCAGCCGCAGCCACGGCCCGUCAGCAACAGCAGGCUGUCCAGCAACAACAACAGCAGCAACAACAACAGCAGCAGCAGCCGCCCAGCAAGACGCAAAAAUCACCUUCUGUGCCCGUUUCUUUGGCUCCAGCUCCGGCGGCAGUCCGAAGUAAACCUCCGCCAUUGGCCAUCCGACCGGCCACGCCCGCUUCGGCUGCCCGGUCACGAGCCAGAGCCGCCGAAGCGUCGUCCAAGAGCACCAAGUCAAGAUCACCCCGGAGGACUCACCACCAGCCCAUCCAGAUUCAGAGCAACGCCAAAGUCCUCCAGCCGGCCCAGAUGCCUCAACAACAGCAACAACAGCAAUUGCAGCAACAACAUCAGCAGCAGUUUAUCCACCAACAGCAGCAGCAUCAAUUCUGGCCGGCCCUGUCGACGCCAAACAUCGGACCUUUGCGGACGGCCUCAUUUCCUUUCGUUUCUUAUCAUUCGGCCGUCGCUCCGGCGCCGGCCACAGCCACCCCGAUCUUCUCGACGGCGGCCCUGAGGCCGGGCAACCUCCCCAUGACUUUCCUGACGUCUGCAGCCGCCCAUCCGGGCAAUCAAGCCCAUGCGACCAACGUUUUCAAUCAGGGAUUGCCGGUGCUGACGACCCGACAGGCCCUGGGGCCGUCCGGUCAAGUGGUCCACGUCCUGACGACUCCCGGCCCCAUGUUGGCCGCCGCUCCGAUGGCUGCCGAACCUUCCAACGCUGUUCCUAUCCUGACUGUCGGCCCGAUGAACACCGGACCUCAUCCGAACAACCUGGGCAACAACAUUAACAGCCGGGGACUGACGCGGACGGGCAAGAAGAGGAAAUCAACUCCUCAAACUGUGGCGUCCAUUUUGCAGCAAGGCGCCCAGCUGGCGGCCAUGACUCAGCAUCAGCAACAACAUCAACAACUGCACCAACCUCAGCAGCAGCAACAACAUCACCACCAGGCGACGACUCUGACGCUGUCGCAGGAGCCGCUGGUCUACAACGUUCAGAAUUUCCAGCAGAUCCAGCCGCAGCAGACGAUUCAAACGUUGGCGCUGAUGCCGGACGGUAAGACUUAUGUUGUUGUCAAUUCACAGCCGGCCCCGGCUCCCCAGCCGACGCAUCAGCAGAAUACUGGCGGCCAUUGGUUGUUGAGUCCUCGCCCUGCCAACAUCGCCCCGGCCGGACAGCCCGUCAACGUCUUUUGCACGACCCAGACGGGCCCUGGAGGUGGAACGACGUUCGUUUUGAACGGGGCCAGCGCUCCGACCCACCAGGUCCUUCAACUCCAGGACGGAACGUUAGUCCAGACGACGACGGAUCAGUCGAAUUUGCUGGCCAAUUACGGCGGAUUGUUCAUCCGCUGUCCGACCACGCCUACCGGUGCCCAGAUCUUCAGUACCACCAGUCCAGCGGCCAACGUUCGAACGCUUCCCCUGCCGAUUCCCAUCGCCCCCGGCCGCUCUCCUGGCCGUUCUCCGGACUCCAGCAGCAUCCUGGCGGAUGGAGCCAUGGUGACUUCUUCGUCGACCACCAACACGGGAUCGCUGGUGGCUUGCGGCGAAGCCACUCCGCCUUCGCAAGCGUCAUCCGUUUCUUCCGCUUCCCUGGCCGUCCGGACGGCUCAUCCAUCGCCCGUCGUCCAAAGCAGUCAAAUAGAUAGUUGCGUCCAGGAAGUCGAAACGGAACAGCAACAGCAGAUCCUUCAAGCCAACGCCGAAUCUGUCAAGAAGUCGGCCGAAUUCAACAACAACAACAACAACAACACUACAGCCACAACGUUGACUACGACCACUGUCCAGCACUGGCUGAAACCUGAAAUCAUCACCAAUGCAUCACAAAUCGUUGCCGGUUGAAAUUUUGACACAAAAACGAAAAUCAGGUUUUUAAAUUUUUUUCUUUCAAUUAUUCAUCACAUCGCGAGAAACUUUGAACGGGAAGUUUCAGAUUUUCACGACAUUUUGACAUAAUAAGGAGAGAAGUGGGUUUUUUUAAGGGUUGUGCUUUUUAUUUUUGACAUUUGCUUGCUUUUUAUAUAUAUAGUAUAAAUAUUGAAUUUCCCCUGUCGUUAGUUUUUUGUUCCUGGUGGUGUGUCGUUACGAAAUGGAACUUUUUUUAAAAUUCUUUCAUUCGAAAAUAUUCAAAUUUUCAUCGAAAAAUCAUCUCUCUGGUGACGAAACAUUGGGAGGGAGGGAAAUUUAGGAAUUGGUAAACUCAUUAAAGACACACCAUCAAAUAUUAUACAUACAUCACAUACAGUAAUAUUAUAUACAUAUUAUAAAUUAUGUACAUAUUGCAGGAAAAAAAACAAAACAAUAUUUUCUCUUCUUCUUUUCUCUGUCUCUAUUUUCAUUCUCUUCCCGGUGCGCUGAUGGGUUAAAUCUCAGAAUUAGAAAAUCACAAUUUCUACAAAAUGAAUAACAAAACUAUUUCGUAUAUGAAAAUAUAUACCAGUACCUUAUACAUAUAUAUAAAAAGAAAAACACGUUUGUUUUUAGCUUGUUAUAUUUCUCGAGCCAAUCAUCAGCUUCUGAUUAGUACUCUUUCUCUCUCUCUAUUCUUCUCUUCCUCCUCCCAGUUGCAUUUAAAAAAUUACUAGUUAAUAUUAAUAUUUAGUUUUGUAUAUUCAUUAUUACAUCACACGUAUAGAACUAUACAGUACACCGCUGUUUGUUGUUGAAUCAAUAUUUCUUUUCUUGGUUAAUAUCUCGGGGACGCGCUCCUUUUUUUU